Molecule: messenger RNA, 2715 nt
Organism: Talaromyces marneffei
Lineage: Eukaryota; Fungi; Ascomycota; Eurotiomycetes; Eurotiales; Trichocomaceae
Exons: 6
Coding region: 1-2715 (904 amino acids)
Source: RefSeq, a predicted model, not a curated record
AUGGCGAGUACCGAGCUUUCCCAAAGUCUGCUAGAUAUCAUCUCGUCUCUCACGCAAGAUGAUAUCCCAUUCAAACUCCGCUGCGCCAUUUGCAACAAUCUAGCAAUCAACGCCUUUCGCCUGCCAUGCUGUGAUCAGGCCAUAUGUGAGAGCUGCCAGACAUCACUGCCCGAAAGCUGCCCAGUCUGCGAACACAACCCUGUCUCUCCCGAGCUGUGCAAGCCGAACAAAGCUCUUCGUACAACGUUAAAAGCUUUUUUGCGGACAGAAGAGAAGAAGCGGGAGAAAGACCGACCGUCUACUACACCGACUGUGAACACAACUCCACCUGCGCCGAACGUGUCGGUUGAAACCCAAGCCGAGCCUGUUAUCGCUGUAACUAAAACCUCGGACAAUGCUGUAUCCGCGGAAACUGUACCGGUUGAACCAGCUGCAGAUGUUGCCGCUGAGGACCCUUCUGUCGAUCAGAACGAUGUGCCCGAAGCUCCUUCAGUUCAGGAAAAUGGAAACUUAGUACCAUCUACGGACGAAAAUGGAGCCUGCCCCGUCUCAGCGGAUGGUGCACUGGACGAUGCUGAAGCCCCAGAAGGUGCCGAAGCUCAGCCUGCACAAUCAGAGAGUGACCCCAACCAGAUGUACCCGAAUAUGGGAGCUGGUAUGGCGGGAAUGAUGCCCGGCAUGGGUUGGGCCGGCCAGGAUAUGAGCGCAAUGGCACAAUUCAUGCCCAAUGCAAUGGGUAGUUUUCCAAACACCAUGGGAAUGCCUGGAAUGGGUCCGUUGAAUGCAGCUCAAGGAAUGUUCGGGGGUUUUGGUAUGAACAUGAAUAAUAUGAGCAAUGGCAUGAAUAUGGGAUAUGGCACAGAGCAGCAAAUGUAUAACAAUUGGGACAAUUCUCAAAGCAAUAUGUACAAUCCAAAUCCGUUCUCGAAUGGUAUGGGCCAAGAUUAUGGCACCUCUGGAUAUGCUGGAUACAUGUCCCAACCCAACGGGAACUAUUCUCAAAUGCAGCAAUACCCUAACCAAAAUUUCCAAAAUGGCUACUAUGGAAAUAGCCCUGGCUAUAUGAGAGGCACGGGACGCGGCCGUGGCCGCGGUUUCUAUUGUGGCCGUGGCGGGUACGAUCAUGCUAACUACUACCAGCAGAACUACCAGAAUAAUGUAUCUCAAGGACCCAUGAACCAGGAAACGGGUCAGACUGAAGAUGAUAUCAAAAAGUUCAACAAUGAACUAGCUCCGGGUGGUGGCGACGAUCAUUUAGCAGACGGCCCAUCCAAAGAUAGUACUAUAACUGGACCCGAAGAUGCGAACGCUGCUGACAGUACAGACCGGACUGAUAAUCCGUUGGAAUCUGGGAACAAUGGUGAACCCACUAGCCUCGACGAGGGACCUACUUCUCAAUUACAAGGUAUCCCUACUAUUGACGAUAUUGAUAGCGCACCAUCGCAGCCUAUGGGUUACUCUAGAGGACCAAUGCCAGUCAUGGAUCAAGGAUAUGGUCGAGGUAGGGGUUUUGGUCGAGGAGGUUUCAUGAGUCACCGCGGUGGUUUCUACAAUAACAAUAAUAUGCAAGGCCCACCUCCUGGACAAGGCGUUGUUGGGGCUCCUUUAGCACCCCGUGCUAUGCGUGAGGGAAUUAAUAGGGGCGGACUAUUUUCGGGUAGGAGAACUGCUUCGAUUUCACAGACUGCAGAGAACAGUUCACGCGGAGCAACCCCAUCAAUACCACAAGAGAAUGUGGUUCCGCACUCACCCUCUGCUGCCGACCCUAAAACACGUUCUUACUCGCCAUCCAGAGAAAGAUCUCCCAGACCAUCACGUGCUCAAUCACCGCCUAAUCCAGAGUCUCGACAUUCCCGGAAUCAUCGCCGUGACCGAUCUGGGUCUGCACAUGAUAGUAUCGACGACAGAGACCGAAAGGAUCGUCAUAGACGGUCACGGCGUGAUGAUAGAGAUUAUGACGCACGUUCACAGUCACGCUCUCGCUCACCAUCAGAACGACGUUCAUCCCACCGUUCUGGCAAGGAUCGAGAUCACAAGUCGAGCCAUCGCUCGUCCAGGGCUCGCCGUCAUAGCCGGAGUGUGAGCCGACGUCGUGAGCGCGGAUCCGCGGCCAUGACCUCAAAUGGCGACGACAAAUAUGACCUUGCGAGACGAAUCAUCAACGCACAACGACUUGGCAAAGCUUCUUCAAGCAGGCACGAAACAGAGUCGCGCAAGCGUGGCCGUUCCGAGCGCGAAAAACGUCACGACCAUGACAGUGACCGUGGUACUGACCGGGACAGAGACGGCCGGCGCGACCGAGAUAAAGCGCGUGACAGGGAUCGCGAACGAGACCGUGAGAAAGAUCGCAAACGCUCCCGUCGCGAUCGUUCUCCGUCAGGAGACGAAAGCGACUCUUCACGCCGUCAUUCGCGUCGUUCCAAACGGAGCCAUCGCGAUGGGCACGACGUUACUGAUAAAGAAAGAACUGAGGAGAGAGGAGCAGCUUCAAGCAAAGAUCCACAUACGUUAGAGCGCGAAGCUCGUAACCGUGAGCGGUUGAUGAAGGAGAAACAGCGUCGUGAUGCAAUGACCGCAGAGCGCGACAGCAAGAGCUCCCGCCGCCAGCACGAUCGGGAGACGGCUAGUGGACGAAGGCUUAAUUAUAGGUACGAAGGUGAUGAUGAUGACAUGUCUCGUGUAGAGGAAGAGCGCGAGGCUGGUCGAUGGAGAUAG